AGCCAAGAAGCUAGUAGGUGACUAAGUAUAUAAACUAUAUAUAGUAGCACCGAGAAGUUUCAUGUAUAAUUUAUAUAGGCACCUCCACACAGUACAGGUUGUCAGACACAUUGUAGGAAUUAAAUUUUACCAUCACUUCAGAUGGCACAGUGAGCUUUCUUUCAUUAGUAUAUCAGCCUUCACUAUAGGCAUUGCUUGUGAGAAUGGUAAUGGGAAUUGCUUUCUUCACCCUGUAGCGAGAUUGGUCUUUGGUCUCGAGGCUAGGAUGAACACGCAUCAUCAUAGUGGUACUUAUUCUGAUGCGCAACUAAGCCAAUUUGUUGCACGUGAUCGUGUCAACCUCCUCACGCAAAAACUCAUUGCGCAUGCCUGUAGACAGAUAGGCUCUUUACAAAACGGUUGUUUGUCACUGCUUAUAAGUAAUGGCGUGAACACAAGGCAACACAAAGAAUUGUGAACAGAACCAGUUGAGAGAGUAUCAAGCUAUCAAGCAAAGUGUGAGGAAUGGCUGUGAAAAUAGAUUGCUGCGUAGGUCUAGUACUGCUAGUUCUUUCAAUAACGGAGUGUGGAGGAGAUAAAACCAGUAACUGUAUAUAUCAGUACACCCAGCAACCUGUGACUCAACUGAACUGUGACCCUAAUGGAUCUCGGCUGCAGAUACACUGUGGAGCAACAGGGCCGCUCCUCCCCUCGUUCCGUAUACAGUGGUACCGUAGUAACAGAUCAGUUAGUAGCACAACAAGAAUCACAUCAAAGAAUGACUGUCUUAUCAGAAACAACAUGCUAGAUGUGAUGGAUGAGAAGAGAAGUGCUACGUCUAUUCUUCUUACAAAGAAUAUUGAUUCAACUAUGAGUGGAGUUUGCUUUUGGUGUCAAAUUGAAUUCAGCAGACUUAUACUACCGGUAAAGAGUGAAGUUGUUUGCAUUGAUAAUGAAGAACAUUUUGCCGGAGUUGAUGACUGCGGUGAUUCAGUCGUCAUGUUGGUAAACACAUCAGUUCUGUGUGUACACGUUUCCCCGGAUUUGGCGAGUGCUCUGGAAAGCUUAAACAAUGAAAGAGACAUUAUAACUAGCCCUACAAUUUCUAGUAACAUUCUAUCACUCACAGGAAAAGCACAAAGCGGCAGCAGCUUAGUCUCCACAAUGUUUGGCAGUGAAGCCAUUCAGUCAGGCAAAACAUUGAUAAACACUCAAACUUUGCAUAUUGGCACUAAAGUUGCUACGUCUAUCGCAAAGACACAAGUUUAUGCCACUCCUAGUUCAAAACUUAAAGAUUCGUUUGUCAGUAGUAGCACAACUGAGUCUCCCAUGAACAACACAACUUCUAGUACAGUCAAUACUAUUAUAGUGAGAGGAAUGGAGGAGACAGUGCCAAGAUCAAGCUUCGAAGGAGCCCUUUAUGCUGCUAUAAUAGUUUGCAUCUUAUUUAUAGGAGUUAUUGUAGGGUUGGUGAUCAUGAUUCUUUGUCUUGUAAGGAAAAAGUGUUCCUGUUUGGUACAAGUAAGUGAUUAUUUGAGACAAAAGCUUCACAGAGCUACUAAUUCAAGAAGGAACUCACAAGAAGCCAAUCAUGUGAGUGAACAAGUGGAUGGGAGUGUUCUGGAGCAGAGAUCAGUGAUGAAAGGUACACAAGUCGAAGUCAGUUUUUCUGAACAAAGCAGAACUCUUGCCUCAGAGAGUAGCACACCAUUUGGGCAUCUAAAACGCUCAACUAUUGAAACAGAGUCUUGCCUAGCAACUUCAGCUGAUAAGCCACCUCCAGAACUACCCCCUAAACCCAAAAAAUCAAACACCCCUGCAAGCUAUGAUCACCUUGAACCAGUUACAAUAAGAGUGGACAAUAGCACGAUGGUAAUUAAAAGCAGCACCUCGAUGCAUUCAGCCGUGUCCACAUCAGAAAUGCAUAACGAGAAACUUCCUAAAGUGCCUGAUCACUAUUACCAUACUCUCGAGGAUGAUGGCUCGGGAAUGCUGCGUUCUGCAACAGCUAGUCACACUAGCAGCCAGGCUUUCAAUGUUGGAGGCGGUGAAAACAUUGACAAAGUGUCAGCACACUUGCAGGAGCUGUUUGACGAUCCACGCUAUGCCAGACUCAAACUGGACCCUUACGGCGAAGGAGAUUAUGUUAGGAGUGGACUGACGAAACAGAAAGACUUUUCUCGCAGCUCUCCAUCCAUUGUCACUCUGAUCCAACCUCAAGAAACGCUUAUGAAGAGAGGAGCCACAGAAAGAAGGUCACUCAGGCUGCCAAGAUGGAUUUCUACAACCAAGACAAGGCCGGACAUUUAUGAGAACUAGAACAAUACUAUAGUUGCAUGCAUGCACUAUUCUAUAAGUUAGUAUAGAUGCACCAUUACUCACUGUGUAUGAUUUUAAGUUGUCUGCAUGUACAUUUCAAUACUGCAGUCAGAUGUAUUAACUGUGAAAAUACUGUUCAGUUCAUCAGUUCAUUAUAAAUCUCUGACACCAACAUUAUUAUAUGGCAGCCUAUUACAU
Molecule: messenger RNA, 2496 nt
Organism: Halichondria panicea
Lineage: Eukaryota; Metazoa; Porifera; Demospongiae; Suberitida; Halichondriidae
Exons: 4
Coding region: 505-2298 (597 amino acids)
Source: RefSeq, a predicted model, not a curated record